This is a messenger RNA of Pomacea canaliculata, 1434 nucleotides long. RefSeq names its product uracil-DNA glycosylase-like. Gene Ontology annotation, biological process: base-excision repair, AP site formation via deaminated base removal; base-excision repair. Gene Ontology annotation, cellular component: nucleus; mitochondrion. The record is from RefSeq and is a predicted model, not a curated record. Gene Ontology annotation, molecular function: uracil DNA N-glycosylase activity. Lineage: Eukaryota; Metazoa; Mollusca; Gastropoda; Architaenioglossa; Ampullariidae.
UGUGAACAGAAAUGUUAAAAUUGCUUUUGCGGGAAAUCUUUUGGAGGCGGGAAAGAUUUGUGUUACCAUAUGCAAAAGAUAACAAUGAAUGGGCAGCGCACAAUGUUUGCAUUUUACACAUCCACUGCAAAAAGAACAGCAAAAUCUUUCAGCGAGAACUCGUCUCCAAAGAAGCUAAAAACAUCCCAAAAUGAUACCUGUAACGAAGUUUGUUUACGAAGUAAUGAACCAGAGUCGCCAAAAAAACAUGAGCUUCAAGGAGAAUUUCUUCAGCUCACUCCGGAGCAGAAAAGUCGCAUUGAAGAAAAAAAGGCAGCUCUUGCCAAACUUCAGGAUAAAGAAAAUAAAAAUGCACUUUCUAGCAGUACCUUACUGGUUAAUGUGGGAUCAUCUUGGAGCAAUGCUCUUAGUGCAGAAUUUUCAAAGCCGUAUUUCCAAGAGCUGACAAAAUUUGUUGAAGCAGAGAGAAAGAAAGGCACAGUGUAUCCUCCAGCAGAUCAAGUCUUCACUUGGACAACCAUGUGUAAUAUUUCAGAGGUUAAAGUAGUAAUGCUUGGUCAAGAUCCCUAUCAUGGUCCUCGUCAAGCUCAUGGUCUUUGCUUCAGUGUGCAAAAAGGCAUCACACCACCACCAAGUUUAGAGAACAUGUUCAAAGAGCUCCUGCAGGACAUUGAAGGUUUCCAACAUCCAGGGCAUGGCACUUUGACAGGAUGGGCCAAGCAGGGUGUGCUACUUUUAAAUGCUUGCCUUACAGUGCGUGCUCACCAAGCCAACUCCCAUCAAGGGAAAGGAUGGGAACAGUUUACUGAUGCAGUAAUCAGUUGGCUCAACAAGAAUUCCUCAGGCAUUGUCUUCAUGCUCUGGGGUUCUUAUGCUCAGAAAAAAGGAUCCUGUAUCGACAAGAAGAAACAUCAUGUUUUGACAGCUGUCCACCCAUCACCCUUAUCAGCACACAGAGGAUUUUUUGGCUGCAAGCAUUUCUCUCAGUGCAACAAACUCCUGCAAAAAAGUGGCAAAACACCAAUUGACUGGAACAAGUUACCCGUAGAGUAAUGCAAUAAAUGUGUGUGCAUGUGUUUAAUUAGAGAAAAAAGUAUGGAAGUAUUUUAAUACAGAUCAGGGUUUUCUGCUUCAAACAAAAGAUCUUUGUGUUUUGAAGGCUUUUAAUUUCUGUUCCUUUUAUUCUGCCCAUUUAGCAAAAGACUUCCAGAAUUUUCAUGUUCUGUUUUUAAUAUUUUAUUGCUACUGUUUCUGAUUUAUUUUAUCAACAGUUUAAGUGCGACUUUUUUCAGUAUUCUAGUCCUUAUAUGCUAAAUGAUUAAAAGUUUGUUUUUAUGUUUAAUGUAGAUGUUUUUAAAGAGAAUAAAUGAGGUUUUUCCCACCCCUCAUAUGGAAGGGACAUAGCAGCAACAAUGGAGGCUUGUGUAUAGCUUU